AAAAAUUUAUGUUAAGUGAACAAGAGUCUUCUUUCGAAAUCCAUUAUCUUCAAUCUUGGAGGAAACCGGAGAUAUAGUUUUAAAAUAUCAUUCAGUUAUAAUUCAUACCCGGAGAAAUAGGGUUUAAAAUAGAAUAAAAUUAUUAUCAAAGUGAAAAAUCUUAAUAUGGAAGAGUUUGAAAAAGUGAAGUGAAAACUAAACAUUGUCUCGGAUCCACCAUGUUGAAUUCAUGUCUCGGGAGAACAUCAACUCUACCCUUAGAGCAGAGUAGAAGAGAACCUGUCCUAGGAUGCACCCCUCCUCUCCAGGUCCUGCUAGAUCAGAACAGGAUGAUACAGGUCAACCUAUCCAGGAGCUUUUGGAGAGGAGUUGGGGAUAUAAAGGAGGUUCUCCUACCUAACACCAGCUCUGUAGGGAACUCCCAGUUCUACAUCCAGGGUGGAGAACGAAGCGUUCUACUUGAAGACGAUAGUUUCUUCGAAGAUAUGACGUCACUGUACAAGCGACAGAAGGUUUUAUUUCAACGAACCUGUGAACAACUAAAGGACGUAUACCAGGUUGAUAUAACUCCGGCUGUCUCAAUUACUGAAACAUCGCCUUUUGGUGAGUUUGAAGAGAAGGAUGGUGAAGAAUUAUAUACUGAGGUUCUCUAUUCUCUGCUUAAUAUGAUCGGGAAGGAUGCGGAUAGGAAUGGUCAAUAUGAGAUGAUUGAACAUAUUCGUAAAGUGUUUCAUAUAGAACCCCAGCAGCAUCUGGAUAUAUACAAUCAGGUGGUUGCAAGACCAAAACCUAAAGUGCACCUAAGCCUCUGUAUAGUUGAAGCUAAGGAUCUGGUUUCUAAACAGGUUUCUGGAACCAGCAAUCCGUACUGCACAUUCUACAUUACAUCAGAUAAAACCAAUCCCCUGAGCAGUUCCUGUAAACCUGAAACCCUUAAUCCAGUCUGGAAUGAAACCUACAAUAUGGAGUUAAAGGACGUAUCACGUGACAGUAUCCAUAUAGAUGUUUGGAACUUUGAAGCUGUGCCUGGAGAACGUGUUGUGGAUAAAUUAAAAAGGUUGGGAGAAGUCAAGGAUGGAAGAGGGUUAAAACAGCUCAUCUCUGAUACAGUUGCUCCUCCCUCAUCAGACCGACUGAUUGGUCAUGUUGAGAUACCAGUCCGUGAUCUGCCAGCCUGUGGUUCCAACGCCUGGUGGUCCCUGUAUAAGAUGGAUGGUAAACUCAAGAAGAACCGAGGAGACAUUCAUCUCAUCCAACAUCUUUAUAUCAGACAAGGGAAACUUAAUCAGCAUAUCAGAUUACUCCGGGCUCUACUCUCCUACGAGCUGGUAAAGAAAGGAUACACGGCAUACUCCUGGAAGGAUAACUUUAGCCGGGAGACCUUAGGGAUUCUGGCCCAGCACGCCAUUCAGUCUAAGAUGUCCAGGGUUGACACUGCUCUGACUAGAUGUUUAGUAUACUGUCAGGUUCAUUUUAUCCUCCCCCUGGACUGCCGUGUUUUCCUGCCUAUCCUGGAGAAACUACGGAAACCCCUGCUAGCAAACCAGAUCCCGGAGGAACUGGUUCAAGAGUUUCAUCAAACCUCGGAGAAACUAGUUCAACACUUCUCAACAUUUAUUAGGAAGCAUAGAUUGUACUUGGGGAACAACAGUACAAAGUACAAAGUACAACUGGAAUCUAUCCUGCAGGCCCUGCAUCUUCUCCACACCAUGAAAUGGAGAACUAGAAACGAUAUUGUCCUUCAGACCAGGUAUAUAGUGUUUGAUCAGAAUAUCACACUAAUAACUAAAUCUCUGAUAGACCAGGCGUGUGAUGAUAUGAAACCUAUUCUAUUCUCUGAAGAGGAAGGAUUAGCUGUAAAAUCUAGUUUAACAGUUGGAACUCAACUGUACGAGCUGUAUCUGGCUCUCCAGCAGUUCUACUCCCUCGGGUUCAACGUGAUCAAGCACAGUAGGGAGGAGGAGGAGGAGAAGGAGGACCCUAGAGAGGAGUUUACUAUAUUUCACAGCUGGUUUAUCAGAGCUGUUGCUAAAUGGUUAGAUAUCGCGCUGUAUAAAGCUAUGGUGAGAAUUGUGAAGGCGGUUCAGUUGGACGAUUUGAAACCAGUCGACGAUUUAAGUAGUCAUUCGUCGUCGGCCGUAGACGUGAGAACAGUACUUAGCCAGAUCAGAACAUUUUGGACCCAGCUGUCCUGGCCCGAUGUUGAAACAAGUUAUGUUUUUAUUUCGCGGAUUUUAGACGAUGUUUGCCGCGCAAUUAUAUUCUACGCGGAUAAAAUGUGCGCAAAGGCCGAAGAACAGAAGAAAAUCAUGAGCUUACGCUAUCAGAACCUACAGUGCAGUGGGGAACAAUGUCUUGCCAUAAAUAAUAUUGAUUACGUGAAAACCUAUAUCAAUCAAUUUGUCAGUGAAUUGGGUAUAGAAGGAGUCUUGUUAAAACUAGAGGAACAGAAAGGAGGUUUGGUUGCAGACGCCUGUAGAAAAACUAUUCGAACCCUGAUGAAGAAUUCUAUAGAAAAUGUUGAAAAUCAAAUUCUCUCCAUUUUAGAAGAAGUUGGCUCCAAGAUGGCCCCGACAAUAGAACGGUUUCUGUUCGAAGGUCAGGUCUACUGUGCUAAUGAGUCAGACCGGAGAAACCUUCUCCAGUACCUAGAUGAGAACCUGAUAUUUCUCAAGCAUAGGUUGGUUCCAGCAAACUUUGAGCGUGUUCUCUCUGUGAUGUGGGAAGUGUCCUCUAAAUCAUUGUCUGAUAUUCUGCAUAAGAGUAUUGAGAAGAGAAAACCCCGGCAAUUCUUUGUUAGUCUUUAUGAAACCUUUAAGGUUCUGAUAAAUUUCUUCUACGGAGAAAAGAUUCCCUCGGAUACGAACCUUGUAAGUACUCGGAGACUACUGGAGCUAUUCUCCUCCAGUCCUGAAACCCUGGUGGAUAGUUUCUACAAGGAGAGAUUGGAAGAUCAAACCCGGGUUCCAGAGAAUAUAUUUCCUCUAGGUUCUCUUACUGUUAAACUUCAGCUUAUUGGUUCUCAUCUUAGGAUUUUGAUAAUGAACUGUAGAAACUUAAAACCUACCUCACACCUCCGGAGAUCACAGAGCGGAGAUAUUUCUAAUUUUCAAUCAAAGUUUAAUAGAAAUAAUAGGUUAAAUAAAUCUUCAUACAACCUGUCCAGUUCCAUCGAAUCAAAGGUUGAUACGGUCAAGGAUAAAAUGGAAAACCUACGGUUAAGCGUACAGGAGGUUCGUGUACGCGCACAUAUGAGCGUCAACAACGGCAUGUGCUCUCCCUAUGUGACCGUCAAGCUGGUCCCUGGCCCAGGAGGAAGCGUUGCAAUCACUAAACUGAAAACUGUCUCCAAGUCAAGAACUCUGUUCCCGAUCUUUGACCAAACCUUCGAUAUGAUUUUACCUCAUGAGAGAACCAGGGAUAAGCUGUAUCUAUUGUUCUCUGUCAAGGAUCUAGGUCCUCUAGGAGAUAGGAUACUACUCGGAGAAGCUAUAAUGCCGGUCAAUCAAAUUAAAAGAGUUGGAGAAAACCUGAACCUGGAUGAAGUUGAGCAGACCCAGUUUCCCCUGACACUUCCUUCCUCCUCGGAGCUAUAUAUUCUCAGUGCUCUCCAAACCAGAGGAUCCAGUUUACCAAGAGAAACCAGAACCUGGCUGAAUACACAGAGAAGAAGAAUAGUUUUAUAAAUUUUAUCCUUUACUUUUCUUUCUUAAUCCUUUCCCUUCUUUUUAAUCCUUUGCCAUUACCUAAUCCCUUCCUUUACUUAAUCCUUUACCUUUACCUAAUCAUUUGUUUUUACUUAAUCCUAUCCGUAUACUUAAUCCUUUAUCUUUACUUAAUCCUUUUCCUUAACUUAAUCUUUUCCCUGAAGUAUAUCAUUUUUCUUAGCCUUUCUUUUUAAUGAAACCUUUCCCUUUACAUUUUCCUUUUUCCAGUAAAAUAUCCUUUUUCUUUCUUAAAUCCUUUUUCUUAGCUUGAUCCUUUGUUUAUUACUUUUUUCUUCACCUUAACCUUAAUCCUAUCGUUAUACUUAAUCCUAUCAUUAUACUUAAUCCUAUCAUUAUACUUAAUCCUAUCCUUAUACUUAAUCCUACCCUUAUACUUAAUCCUAUCCUUAUACUUAAUCCUAUCGCUUUAUUAAAUCCUUUCCCUAAACCUUUUCCUGAACUUAAUUCUUCUCAAUCUCACAAAUUCUGAAAUUUCUGUAAAACCGAUUACUUAACUUCUCUUUUGUACUUGUGAAUCAUGAUUAAAUAUUUCAGAAAAUUUGAAAAUAAAAUAAAUUUUGCAAUAUUAAA
Messenger RNA from Eurytemora carolleeae, 4298 nucleotides. Its product is annotated as protein unc-13 homolog 4B. NCBI's taxonomy places the organism in Eukaryota, Metazoa, Arthropoda, Copepoda, Calanoida, Temoridae. The coding region runs from base 219 to 3686 and encodes 1155 amino acids. The transcript is spliced from 22 exons. The record is from RefSeq and is a predicted model, not a curated record.